UGGCAGAAUGUCUAAUGAUGGGACUCUUUUAAGCAGAGCCAAAAGCGUGAUUUUUCCUAUCAAUUUUUUAGCCUGAAACUGGAUCUUCAAUGGACUUUCCCCGAAGCUGCUACACUAAUUUCAAACAAUCAAACUCCAAAAUCAUGCCAUGGAAGCCAGCUUCAUAAGCGAUAAUCAGAUCCUGCCUUGCCGCGAUCGCCUCAGCCACAUCCACAUCCAAUUUCAUAUCAGAGGCAACGCAAGUAGCAGCCGAUAAAUCUCGGAUACUAUAUGCCUCAAUACAGCCCAAAACCACAGCCACCAUUAAUGGAGAUGGCAGCUUCAGAAUUCACGUUCACAUUGUAAUGAUAACAGGUUCGAGGGGGGUGCGCCAUGUCCUGUUUUGACGCCAAGAUUUUGGCAUUUACAGCUCAUACUCGCCAAGUACGUAAAGAGCUUUGUUUGUAGAAAGGCCCACUUCUGUUGUUUUCUUCGCAAAAAUCCAUCCAAUUCUAUCCAACCAUUUACUGUGUGCCUUAUCCUAAGCACACUAAUCUUUUCCCUUCCAUGCCCACUUCCCUUUUGUGGCUGCUCAAAUUUGACAUAUAUUCUUCCAAAAUCCAAAAAUAUUUAACCCACAAACCAAAAUUAUUUAUAUUUCUAUUUUCCAUUAUUGAUGUCAUUAUUUCAAUCUUUUCUUAUUUCGUGGACCAAAUAGUUCGAUAUCCACUUUGAUUUUCAUGUCAAAAUAGAGUAGAAAGAUGAGCAAUUAUUUGUGGUCAUUAAUGAAAUGGCAAAAAUUUCGCACAGGGAGAAAAUUCUGCUAGGAUACAGUUCCAAUACUCAGUCAAAUUCUUCAAGCAGAAGAAACUCUGAAGUGGAUUUUAGUGACGUAUUUGGUGGACCUCCAAGGUGUUCUUCCACACACGAAUACAAUCACAGUGAAAAUGAUGACAUUGAUGAGGUUGGUAAUGAUGCAGAUUCAGCUGAUGGAUUGAGGAGCUCAUCAUGGUUCGGAUUAACGGAGAAGCCUGUUUUCGGAGAACAAACCGGAGUUCGAAGGAGGCACACGAGCGAAGAUUUCUUUGAUGAUAUAUUCGGAGGUGAUCAGCCGUUAUUAAGUUCUUCUCUUUCUCCAAGAGUUCAUUUGCCGGGAAGAAAUCCGUUUUCUUCAGCUCCGAGUUCUCGGGCCAUGAGUCCGUCGCGGCCGUCGUCUCCUGCUACUGAGACCUCUGCGAGCCCUUUCAAGCUCAGCCUACCAAGCAGAAUGGCGAACACAGAUAUUACGACAUCUACUUCAUUUCAACAAAGCUACAAGUCUUCUGGGCGAUCUCUUUCCAGAUUUAACAAAUAUAUCCAAAAUCAGUCUGCUUUGUGCGACGAUCAUCAUUCGUCGUAUAAUAAUAUCUCUGUUGAUGGCAUUGAGUCGACAAGUGAUAGUAAGUUAGAAGGAACUAAAUUUGAUGAAGCCAAUUUUGUCAUAAAUUCAAAAGGUUCGGAACUUUUGAAUGACAAUAUCAAGUUUCAUUUCUCAAUUUAUAAAUGGCCAAGCAAAGGAGUUCCAUUUUUAGUGUCUUCUAAGAAAAGAAGCCCCUCAAGAACAAACGAGAGAAUGAAGAGUGAGAAAUACUUGAGCACUAGUGAAGGGACUGGCAGUGUUUGUUUGGUUAUGGAAAAUUGUAAAACAGAGAUAAUUAUGGAUGAGGAUGACUCUCCUUCAAGCAGAUGCCGGGUGCCGUCUACUUUACAAAUAAGUGAGUGUGACAGUCACACAAUUGUACGUGCAAGAAGUGCGGAAUGCAAAUUUGAUGAUAAAUUAGAUCCGGAUAUGUUCAAAUCUAUACAUAAUACAAGUAUUGAGAAUGCAACUAAUAAAGUUCAUGAAGCUCUUUCUGAUGGGUUAGGGAAUAUAAGGGAUUUCCCUUUUCUUUCUCAUAAAAAUGUAGAUGUAGUAGGAGAUGCUAAUUCAUUCAAAGAUUCUCCAAAGAAGACAAAAUCCAAUAUGAAGCUGCUAAGCUCCUUGUUUAAAGAAGAUAUAAAAGGGAAUAAUAUUGUGGAUGCUGAAAAGGGAGAAAAGCAAAACAUCAUGAAUGAAACAAAAAUACCAAUUAUGAAUGAUGUUUCCUCGAGCUACAAAGUUAACAAAAAUGAGGUGCAUCAGUCGUCCACUAGAGCAAUAGAUGAUCUGCAGAAAAGCAAAUCCAGUGGAAAAGUUAAGGAUUUCGUCAAAGUUCUCAAUAAGGAAUCUUCUUCAAAAGUGAAGAGUAAUGCUGUGGGUCAAAGUCAUAGUUGGAGAUGGAAGGAAGCAACAAAUAUAGGAGCAGAGAGUGAAGUUAAAUCCUUUUCAACUAGAAAACAUGAUGAAACGCAAGCUUCUUAUGUCAACUUAGAAACAACGUCGUUGGAAUCCAUACAAGUGGUCUCUGGAGAAUCUUUUCUAUCAGGUGAACAACAAUAUACCAUCAAUAGCAAUGGUAGUGUUUCCAGUACUACAAGUUACACAGCAAAUAAUGAACCCAAUGUUGAUGGCCUUAGAAAUUCUGCUUCAAAAAGCAAUGCAACUUCGAUUGAUGACAACUUGGAAAUAGAUGUGCAAGCAACCGAGGCUAACGAGGAAACUCUGAGCUAUGAACGUAAAGUAUUGCAAUGGUCUAAGGGAAAGGAAGGAAACAUACGUGCACUGCUAUCUACAAUGCAAUAUGUUCUUUGGCCUAAUAGUGGAUGGAAGCCGAUACCACUUGUUGAUAUAAUCGAAGCAAAUGCAGUAAAGAAAUCAUAUCAAAGAGCUCUAUUAUGUUUGCACCCUGAUAAAUUACAACAGAAAGGUGCUGCUCCUUAUCAAAAGUUCAUUGCUGAAAAGGUUUUCGACAUAUUGCAGGAGGCUUGGGAACAAUUCAACUCCCUUGGACUUCUUUAGAGGUAAAUAUUUACUGUAUUAAUUUCAUAAACCAAUAAUACACUGUAAAUAAUGAUAACUCCGUCUUCCUUAUCAAGGUCAUAUUAUUUCAUAGUCUAAAUUUACUACGAUAUUUGCGUUACAUUGAAGAGUGCAUUGUAAUAGUAAUAUGAAAUGAAGGUAUACACAAUGUAUUUCAUUGUUCAUGUAUAUAUUUUUUAUAUAUUUUAAUUUACGUGACACAUAUUUGAAAUAAAUGGUCUUGUGAACUUUUUUUCCAAUAUUUUACUUCAUAUACUGAUAUCAUAAUUGUAGAGCUACUUGACUGGUAUAGUACAAAAAGUAAAGUGAUGGUUAUUACAUGGAUAACUAUGUUUGUGGCAAAAAGUGUAAUUUAAUUAAUUUCUUUCCAUAAGCAUAUCUACAGACUACAGUUUUUACAUGAUUAUAUUUACAUAUACUUUUAUCAUGGCAUAUAUAAUAGAUUUUUUUGUCUUUCAUAAUGAACAUAAGGUAAAAAAAAGAUGCCCUAAAUAUGAUCUAAGUACUCAAAUCCCUCAUUAGUGGAUGUCACUAAUUUAAUUGGUUAAAGUCUUGGGAGGUGAUAUUCAAGACUUAGGACUAAAUCUCUUAGACAUUAUUUCGUCCUUGUGUGAUCUCUCCACACAAUGAAAAAAUCUCUCCAUCAGUUCCUUGUAGUCUAAGAGUGAAAAGUGGUGGUGAUGAGAAUUAAAGUCUUAGAAAUAUUGUGUCCCAACUUAUCGAGGGUCUUGCUUAAAUGGAGGUUGAAUCACUUGAAAAGAAAAGAAGAGAGAAUAAAGAAACGUCUGUAAUUCUUGCGUGGCUGGACUUGGUCUCCACAAAAAUUUUAUGUACCAAAGCUACAAAUGUGCCAUAAUGAUUUUUUUCUUUUCAUAGAAUCACCUUUUUCAGCAUAUAAUUACUCUUAUACUCUAUUAUCUAACAUAAUAACACUACUCAUUAUUUCAUACAAUCACUAUUUUUACAUUAAUUUACCAUAAUAAAACUAUCUCUUAUAACACAAUAAUUUUUUUUUACUCUAUAGUUUUUAUUUGGACCAUAAAUUGAUCUUUUAUAUCUAUUUUUUUUUUAACAUAAUGACAUUUUUUUCAUAAAUAGCAUGUGCUGCCACUAGGUCUUCACCAUAACUUUGGUGUGGAUCAAUUCUAUUUAAUUUUUUAUUCUUUCUAAAAGUGUAGUACUUAACUCUCUUAUCUUAAUAAAUAUUGAUAAACUAGAGGAGAAAUGGAGUCCAUAAUCUUGCUAAAUUUGAGAUUACACUUAUUUAAAACUUCAGUUGAAAUGACAUCUUGUAUUUUAAAGCAACUAAUAAUAAACUUUACUUCCUUAGGAGUCCUUUAUGGUUGUUGACACAUAAAAGGUUGAUCCAUUAUUAGUGGUGGCUCCAUGUGGGUUUAGUGUUAGAUGAAUCCACCAGAAUUUGAGAAAAAAAAACUAGAAAAUACUAAAAAAUAAAGGAAAACCAAUAUGCUUAUUGAUAAGUGUAUAUAUUUACAUAUUUUUGUUCCCUAAAUUUAGUCUUAUUGUCGUCUUCUAUACGUUAUUUUAUAAUAUUUAUCGACUUUUAUUAUUAAUGAGUUAUUUAUGUCUAUAUUAUAUUAUAGUGAUUAAGUACCUUAAAUAGUGUGUUAUUUUUGUUAUAGCUUCACUUUGCUAAAGGAGGAGAACAAAAGAAAGAAGCAAAGUAGUGCAAGUAUAUUACAAAAAAAAGACUACACGUGAAGCAAAUAAAAGGAAAACAAAAGAAAAAGGAGUAAACUUACUCCAUCUUCACUAUUUCACGAGAAAACCAAAGAAAGAGAGUUCUUUGUUUUUCAAGUUUACAUAAUUCACAUCAAGAAUCUCCAAGAUACGAAAUAAGGUAAUUAUGGAAUUAUGGAGCAAAUCAGAAAUCACAUAUUUUUCUCUACAAGUAAUUUCCAAAAAUUUGAUAAUUGGGGAUUUCUCAAUUGGGUAUAUAAAUCCCUAAUUUCUACCGCAAGAAAACAUGCAAGCAUUGUUUGAUUUUGGGUAAAGAGAGACAAGGGAGUAUUCUGAGUAUGCAGAAGUCUUGGGGUACAAUUAGAGUAAGAGACGACAGAUUCAAGAACGAGUUGUCGGCAGAAUUUCGACUAGUACAGAGUCAUAUAUUCUCGCCUCUUCUCUUGUAUUACUUUGAUUGUUGUAUUGUUCUAAUUCAAUGAACUUGAAUCUUGUUUAAACUUGAAUUUUAUCAUAAUUUUGAGUUGUUUAUUGAGUAUUAAGAUUAUUUGGUAUUCAAAAUUACACUGUUAUAGCUGUCGUA
Messenger RNA from Beta vulgaris subsp. vulgaris (sugar beet), 5201 nucleotides. RefSeq names its product J domain-containing protein required for chloroplast accumulation response 1. Lineage: Eukaryota; Viridiplantae; Streptophyta; Magnoliopsida; Caryophyllales; Amaranthaceae. Gene Ontology annotation, molecular function: clathrin binding. Bases 770 to 2896 code for a protein of 708 amino acids. The transcript has 9 exons. Gene Ontology annotation, biological process: clathrin-dependent endocytosis; clathrin coat disassembly. Gene Ontology annotation, cellular component: intracellular membrane-bounded organelle; cytoplasm; vesicle. The record is from RefSeq and is a predicted model, not a curated record.